ACCAGCAUCACCUCCAUUGGCCGGUCUGGUCACAUGGUUCGCUAACUUUAUUCAGUUGACACCAAGUAGGAGGGCUUUAUGGAGGGAGGAAAAAAGACAACUCGAGAAAAAUUAGUAUUUUCUACCUUCAGAAAUUAAUGGCCAUGAGUUCGUAUAUGGUGAACUCAAAGUAUGUGGAUCCCAAAUUUCCUCCCUGCGAGGAAUAUUCCCAAAACAACUACAUACCUGAGCAGGGCUCGGACUACUACAGCUCAACGCAGGACACAGACUUUCAGCAUCCAGGGAUCUACCCACGGUCAAACUACACGGAGCAGCCCUUCAGCUGCAACACUGGCGUGGAGGAGUCCACGGUGCAGCCACGGGGUCAUGUGCACGACAGAUCCAGCAGCCACCAGAAUCCUUUUAGCGCACAGGCUGAACAGGGGCCCCCGGUCCAAAUGGCCGGAGGAGCUCGGACUUGUGGACAGCAGCAAAACACAAAGAGCCAAAACGGGAUACAAGCCAAGCAGCCUGCAGUAGUUUAUCCCUGGAUGAAGAAAGUCCACGUAACUACUGUGAACCCGGAUUACACGGGAUCUGAGCCCAAACGGUCCAGAACAGCGUACACCCGCCAGCAGGUUCUGGAGCUGGAGAAGGAGUUUCAUUUUAACAGGUACCUGACCAGGCGGAGACGGAUCGAGAUCGCCCACACGCUUUGUCUCUCCGAAAGGCAGAUCAAAAUCUGGUUUCAGAAUAGACGGAUGAAAUGGAAGAAAGACCACAAACUGCCCAACACCAAGGGCAGAUCGGCACCAGCCUCCGGCCACGUGCAGAAGGACAACCAGACUGAUAUCACAUCCUUAUGAGACUAGACUCUGUCAAAACUGUACAUAAUUUUCAGAAAUAUUUUUUUUUCUUUUGCAUGGACUAAGGUCGGCUUUUAAGCUUUUUUUUUUUAUUAUUAUUAUUUAACAAAAACGACCCGAGCAGUGUCACAGACUGAUGCAGAAAAUCCAGAAAAGUACACCGAAACAACUUUUCCCCUCGUUUUUCCUUUUUGCCCUUUUUUAUUGGAUUUAACGAAAAAAAAAAACCUCACGUGGAUUCACGCUUGUUUCACUUCUUUUCAGAGAAGAAAUCCAACUCGCGCACAAAGAAUGUUUUCCUCACAAAGAGACUGUAAA
Molecule: messenger RNA, 1163 nt
Organism: Thalassophryne amazonica
Lineage: Eukaryota; Metazoa; Chordata; Actinopteri; Batrachoidiformes; Batrachoididae
Gene: hoxd4a
Product: homeobox D4a
Exons: 2
Coding region: 138-845 (235 amino acids)
Biological process (GO): anterior/posterior pattern specification; embryonic skeletal system morphogenesis; regulation of transcription by RNA polymerase II
Cellular component (GO): nucleus
Molecular function (GO): DNA-binding transcription factor activity, RNA polymerase II-specific; RNA polymerase II cis-regulatory region sequence-specific DNA binding
Source: RefSeq, a predicted model, not a curated record